CCGAAACACCGUAAUACACUAGAAUACACUGCGCGUCAGUUUUGUUGAGUUUGUACCGUUUUCCACCCCUCGACAAGUGAACAUUCCCCCAAAUUCACAACAAUUACAAAACAAACUAUUUAGACUCUGAAAGAUGUACGCGGACGAAGGCGGUCCAGAGCAGUACGAGGAUGACGAUCCCGAGGAGAUCUCCUCGAAGCUGUGGCAGGAGGCCUGUUGGAUCGUCAUCAACGCCUACUUCGACGAGAAGGGUCUGGUGCGUCAGCAGCUGGACAGUUUCGACGAGUUCAUCGAGAUGUCCGUCCAGAGGAUCGUCGAGGACUCCCCCCAGAUCGACCUCCAGGCCGAGGCCCAGCACACAUCCGGCGAAAUCGAGAGCCCCAUCAGGCAUCUCCUCAAAUUCGAGCAAAUUUACCUGUCAAAACCCACCCACUGGGAGAAGGACGGUGCACCUUCCCCCAUGAUGCCCAACGAGGCGCGUCUACGAAACUUGACUUACUCAGCUCCUCUCUACGUAGACAUCACGAAGACAAUCGUGAAGGAGGGUGAGGAUCCUGUGGAGACCCAGCACCAGAAGACAUUCAUAGGGAAAAUCCCAAUCAUGUUGAGAUCGAAGUACUGUUUACUCGCCAGUCUCUCAGAUCGUGAUCUGACGGAGUUGAAUGAGUGUCCUCUGGACCCUGGGGGCUACUUCAUCAUAAACGGUUCAGAGAAGGUUCUCAUUGCCCAGGAGAAAAUGGCCACCAACACUGUUUACGUCUUCAGCAUGAAGGACGGAAAAUUCGCGUACAAAGCUGAGAUUCGUUCGUGCUUGGAACACAGCUCUCGUCCCACCUCGACAUUGUGGAUCAACAUGAUGGCGAAGAGUGGAGCAAGCAUAAAAAAAUCUGCGAUUGGUCAGAGGAUCAUUGCCAUUCUUCCCUACGUGAAACAGGAGAUUCCCAUUAUGAUUGUCUUCAGGGCUCUGGGGUUCGUGGCUGACAGGGACAUCCUGGAACACAUUAUCUAUGAUUUCGAUGAUCCUGAGAUGAUGGAGAUGGUCAAGCCGUCGUUGGAUGAGGCCUUUGUUGUUCAGGAGCAGAAUGUCGCGUUGAACUUCAUUGGUACCAGGGGAGCUAAGCCUGGUGUCACGAAGGAGAAACGUAUCAAGUAUGCGAGGGAAAUUCUGCAGAAGGAAAUGCUGCCCCAUGUGGGAAUCAGCGACUUUUGUGAGACGAAGAAGGCUUAUUUUCUUGGAUACAUGGUGCACCGUCUCCUGUCAGCAGCCCUGGGUCGCCGAGAGCUCGACGAUCGUGAUCACUACGGGAACAAACGUCUCGACCUCGCGGGUCCCCUCCUGGCCUUCCUCUUCCGAGGUCUAUUCAAGAACCUCAUGAAAGAAGUGAGAAUGUACGCCCAGAAGUUCAUCGACCGCGGGAAGGACUUCAACCUCGAGCUGGCGAUCAAAACAAAGAUCAUCACCGACGGUCUGCGGUACUCCCUGGCCACUGGCAACUGGGGAGACCAGAAGAAGGCUCACCAAGCAAGAGCCGGAGUGUCUCAGGUAUUGAACAGACUGACAUUUGCAUCGACCCUCUCCCAUUUGAGAAGAGUGAACUCUCCAAUCGGUCGUGAUGGCAAGCUCGCCAAACCCAGACAGCUCCACAACACCCUCUGGGGAAUGUUGUGCCCCGCUGAGACCCCAGAGGGAGCUGCUGUUGGUCUCGUGAAGAACCUCGCCCUCAUGGCGUACAUCAGCGUUGGCUCCCAGCCAUCACCGAUCCUCGAGUUCUUGGAGGAGUGGUCCAUGGAGAAUCUCGAGGAGAUAGCUCCCAGUGCCAUCGCAGAUGCCACCAAGAUCUUUGUGAACGGCUGUUGGGUGGGCAUCCACCGAGAUCCCGACCAACUGAUGGCAACACUACGAAAGCUUCGACGUCAGAUGGACAUCAUCGUCUCCGAGGUGUCUAUGAUCAGGGACAUCAGAGACCGAGAGAUCAGGAUCUACACAGACGCUGGGAGGAUCAGUAGACCCUUGCUGAUCGUCGAGAACCAGCAGUUGUUGUUGAAGAAGAGACACAUUGACAUGCUGAAGGAGAGGGACUACAACAACGAUGGCUGGCAGGAGCUGGUGGGCUCUGGAGUGGUCGAGUACAUCGACACUCUGGAGGAGGAGACAGUGAUGAUUGCCAUGUCCCCAGAGGACUUGCGACAGGACAAGGAGUAUGCUUACUGCACCACUUACACUCACUGCGAGAUCCAUCCAGCCAUGAUCCUCGGAGUGUGCGCCUCGAUUAUCCCCUUCCCUGAUCACAACCAGAGCCCCAGGAACACUUACCAAAGUGCUAUGGGUAAGCAAGCCAUGGGGGUCUACAUCACCAACUUCCACGUGAGGAUGGACACGCUUGCUCAUGUCCUCUAUUAUCCCCACAAACCCUUGGUUACGACUAGGUCCAUGGAGUACCUCAGAUUCAGAGAGCUCCCAGCUGGAAUCAACAGCAUCGUCGCCAUUCUCUGUUACACUGGGUACAACCAGGAGGACAGUGUUAUUCUCAACGCCAGUGCUGUUGAGAGGGGCUUCUUCAGAUCCGUCUUCUACCGAUCCUACAAGGAUGCAGAGUCCAAGAGAAUUGGAGAUCAAGAAGAGCAGUUUGAAAAGCCAACCAGGCAAACCUGUCAAGGCAUGAGGAAUGCAAUCUACGAUAAACUGGAUGAGGAUGGGAUAAUAGCCCCUGGCAUUCGUGUCUCCGGGGAUGACGUGGUUAUUGGAAAAACGAUAACCCUACCAGAGGCUGACGAUGAACUUGACAGCACCACCAAGCGCUUCACAAAACGAGACGCCUCGACUUUCCUCAGGAACAGUGAGACUGGAAUUGUGGACCAGGUGAUGCUGACUUUGAACAGUGAAGGCUACAAGUUCUGUAAGAUUCGAGUGAGGAGUGUGAGAAUUCCACAGAUUGGGGACAAGUUUGCCUCUAGACAUGGGCAAAAGGGUACCUGUGGGAUACAGUACAGGCAGGAGGACAUGCCGUUCUCUUGUGAAGGAUUGACACCAGAUAUUAUCAUCAAUCCUCACGCUAUCCCCUCUCGUAUGACCAUUGGUCACUUGAUCGAGUGCAUUCAGGGGAAGGUGUCCUCUAAUAAGGGGGAGAUUGGUGAUGCAACUCCUUUCAAUGAUGCUGUCAAUGUGCAGAAGAUCUCGACUCUUCUUCAGGAGUAUGGGUACCAGUUGAGGGGGAAUGAGGUGAUGUACAAUGGCCACACUGGGAGGAAGAUCAAUGCUCAGGUCUUCUUGGGUCCAACGUACUACCAACGUUUGAAGCACAUGGUGGAUGACAAGAUUCAUAGCAGGGCCAGGGGUCCUGUGCAGAUCCUGGUCAGGCAGCCCAUGGAGGGUCGUGCCAGGGAUGGCGGUCUGCGUUUUGGGGAGAUGGAACGGGACUGCCAGAUCUCUCAUGGGGCUGCUCAGUUCCUCAGGGAGAGACUCUUCGAGGUCUCUGAUCCUUACAGGAUUCAUAUUUGUAAUUUCUGUGGGCUGAUUGCUAUUGCCAAUUUGAGGAAUAAUACGUUUGAGUGCAAGGGGUGCAAAAAUAAGACGCAGAUAUCGCAAGUGAGACUUCCUUAUGCUGCUAAACUGCUUUUCCAGGAGCU
Diachasma alloeum is the source of this 3627-nucleotide messenger RNA. It is a transcript of the gene RpII140, whose product is annotated as DNA-directed RNA polymerase II subunit RPB2. NCBI's taxonomy places the organism in Eukaryota, Metazoa, Arthropoda, Insecta, Hymenoptera, Braconidae. The record is from RefSeq and is a predicted model, not a curated record. Gene Ontology annotation, biological process: DNA-templated transcription. Gene Ontology annotation, cellular component: RNA polymerase II, core complex. Gene Ontology annotation, molecular function: ribonucleoside binding; DNA-directed RNA polymerase activity; DNA binding.